Lactuca virosa is the source of this 971-nucleotide messenger RNA. The record is from the annotation of a GenBank genome assembly. Lineage: Eukaryota; Viridiplantae; Streptophyta; Magnoliopsida; Asterales; Asteraceae.
AUGAUAUUUAUAAUAGAUGGUCGAAACGUCUCGUCGCAAACUAUAGAUACACCCGAAAUUUUUUCAGAUUCUUGGCUUGAAGGAUGUUCUUGGGUCAUACAGAUGGGCUGCCAAGAGUGGGGUCUUCAAAAGGAAUUAUCACUUGCUGACCCUGUGUCUGAACUGGAUGGGGAUGUAUCAUGGGAGAUACUAUAUUCUGCCUCUUUUGAAGAAUUUGCUUCAAGUAUUUUUACAAGGUGUCAAGACCAUCGUUUAUACCUUUUUGGGGGGGUUGUAAAUUCUGAAAGGCGAAUACCUCUUGCUCGAGCAAUAGAUAUCAUUAUUGAACAAGGUUGCUUGCAAGCCAUGUUUGGAAUCCAUACCUUUAGACUCGAAAGUGUAGCACAAGGGAAAGUUGCUUAUGUUGAUGAAUUACAAAUUCAAGGUGUUUCUAAUCCUCAACUUUUAAGAAAGGUGAUAGUAAAAGAAGCUUCAAAGGUUAUACAAAUACAAGAUGUUGGUACUGGUAGGAGUUGGAGACAUGGUAGUGAACCACAAACUCCAGCUCAGAUGAGAUCCAGAUCUUUUACAGAUGGAUCAAAUUUUUUAAGAUCAGCAUCAAGAAAUUGGAAGAAUUCACCUCGACCUCCUUUACAAGAACAGAGAGGGUUGAAUCAUACAGAUGUCAUAAUAAACAAAAUGGUCCAACUCAGCAAAUCCAUCAAGAAACUGGAGGGGAUUGUAGAAAAGACUCAAGCUACCCAUGAUUAUGAAAGCAGAUAGGCGAAAGAUUGGAGAAAUAGAAAACGGGUUUCUUGUAAAUUCUAGGGCUCAGAUUUUUUGGAAGGGUUGGUAGAGCUUAGAAUUAAACUUGAUGAUGUAUGAUUCAUUUACGAUGAAAUAAAAGAAUUAGAUCUAUUGGGAAAAGGGAGUCUCUUUGUUUUACUUUGAUGAUUUAUAAUUCAACAUUUUAUUUAAUUUGAUGGUGUAUA